UCAGUUCACAUUUUAUGAGUGAAAUCAGUUGAAUUGUUUUUAUCUGUUUCAUUUAUCUUGAAACUUUAGUUGUACUUCUAAAACUUUAAAUGAUAUUUCAUAUUGCCAGUAUCACAUUUCUGUUAAAGCUCAAACGACUGUUAGAUCAAAACAAUAUAACAACGCAGAUAAAACCAUAACAACUAUAAAUAAAAAAUAUUUCUUACUUUAAAAGAUGAGAAAUGAAUGUUUUUACAUGUGAGUUAAAUCACGUGCAUCAGCUUGUUUGUGAAUUUAUUACAUAUUAUCUCUUAUAUGUCACAAUGUCUUAAAAUCACAAAAUGUUAUUUAGUGAGUUAUUGAGUUAAUUAGUCAGUUUUAUUUGUUCCCACUGAGAUCACGAGAACAAUAAAACACACAGCACAUGUUAGCGUGUUUUAUUGUUGUUUUAAUAGCUGAUCUAACAUCUGGCCAAAGAGAAACACAACGCUGAACCUGAUUCAUGUGCAUUGUCCAUGGAAAACACACACACACACACACACACACACACACACACACACACACUCAUUAAAACGAUCAAACUUUAUUAAAAUGCUCAUCAAGUUGAAUUUACUACUGAAAAACAACAUGUUCAGUGUUUCAAAUGAAAUAAAUCACAGAAAUGUUUUUAUUUGUGCUUCAUUUGUUCAUUUAAUUAAUUCUAUCCAUGUUUUUAUUAAUUAAUUCGUUCAGUAUUUCACUUUCUCUCUCAUUCGUUAUAGUGACAGGAUGAGGUUUAUAUAAGUAAACGGGGUUUACACUCUGCUGUAGUAGGAGUAGAGGGAAUCACACACACACACACACACACACACACACACACUUGCUCUCUCUAUCUCCACACACACCCACACACACACUCCGGCUGUGCAGCUCCACGCGUGCAGCCUGGAAAACGACCAAGCUGCAGCUUCAACUUCAAACAACCUGGACUUUUUAUUUCUCUCUGUUAUUUUCUGCCUCUGCGACACUUUUAAUCCAGAUUAAGGGAUUCUGGUCUAAAACCGCUUCCAGUCUCACUCCAGUGAGUUGAGACCAACAACAAACACAACGUGAUCCAGAUCCAGGGCUGCAACUUUGUGUGUUUUUAUUAUUUCACCGGAGCUGAAACUUUUACCCCCCGAGGAGAAACCACGGAGGACAUGCCGGGGUUUGUGGCUUUGUUGGCCGCGUUUGCAGCUCUCUCUGUGGGGUUGAGGAGCUCCGUGGCCGGGGUGGAGAUGCUGGGCUCAGUGGCCGCGGAGGAGAGCUCCGCAACCGGGGUGAGGGGCUCCGCCGUGCCCGCGGAGCAGAGGGCAUCAACCGGUGUGAACAGCACCGCGGUGGCCAGGGCGGGGAGCUCCGGGGACGGGGACCGAGGAGCGGGCAGGGCUGGCUGCCCUGGCCGCUGUCGGUGCGAGGUGGACGGGCUGCUGCACCGGGUGGACUGCUCGGACCUGGGGCUCCGGGAGAUACCGAGCAACCUGAGCGUCUUCACGUCUUACCUUGAUCUGAGUAUGAAUAAUAUGACUGUGUUGUCCAGUGGAGCUUUGUCCAACCUGCACUUCCUGGAGGAGCUGCGUUUGGCGGGAAACGAUCUGUCAUUCAUCCCCAGAGGAGCGUUCGCCGGCCUCUACAAUCUCAAAGUGCUGAUGCUGCAGAACAACCAGCUGAGGUCGGUCCCCGGUGAGACGUUCAACAACCUGCACAACCUGCAGUCGCUCCGUCUAGAUGCUAAUCACAUCUCCAGCGUUCCCAUUGGCUGUUUCUCAGGCCUGCGUUCGCUCCGUCACCUGUGGUUGGACGAUAACUCUCUGACGGAGGUGCCGGUGGAGGCUCUGAGCGAUCUGCCCGCCCUGCAGGCCAUGACCCUCGCCCUCAACCACAUCAGCCACGUUCCUGACCACGCCUUCAGCAAGCUGGGCCGCCUGGUGGUGCUGCAUCUCAACAACAAUAGGAUCGUUUCCAUGGGAACGAACUGCUUCCACGGACUCCACAGUUUGGAGACGCUGGAUUUGAACUACAACAGUCUGGUGGAGUUUCCCACGGCCGUCCGUUCACUCGGUCACCUCAAAGAGCUUGGUUUCCAUAGUAACAACAUCCAGUCGAUCCCGGAGCACGCCUUCACGGGAAACCCGUCACUGAUCACCAUAUUUUUCUAUGACAAUCCGAUCCAGUCUGUCGGACGCUCGGCCUUUCAGAACCUGCCAGAGCUUCGCACACUAUCUCUGAACGGAGCCGCAGAUCUCACCGAGUUUCCAGAUCUGACAGGAACCAAGAGUUUGGAAAGCCUGACUAUCACAGGGGCUCGGAUCACCUCUCUGCCUAGUUCAGUGUGUGAGCAGUUUCCAAACCUGCAGCUGCUUGAUCUCUCCUAUAAUCAGAUCCAGACUCUUCCCAGUUUCUCCGGCUGUGAAAGUAUCCAGAAGAUUGACCUGCACCACAACGAGAUCGAGGAGCUGCAGGAGAACACCUUCCACGGUCUGAUGUCUCUGUGCUGUCUUGAUUUGUCGUGGAACAGGUUGUCGACAGUGAGGCCGAACUCUUUCUCCGCUCUGCCCGCUCUCACCAAACUUGACCUGUCCUCCAAUCAGCUGUCCUCUCUGCCUCUGAUUGGUCUGCAAAGUUUAACUCACCUGCGAUUGGCUGGAAACGAUCAGCUGAUGGAGUUAAUACCCCGAGAGGACCUGCCCCGGGUCAGGGUGAUGGAGCUUCCUUACGCCUUCCAGUGUUGUGCCUUCGUCUCCUGUGAGAGGAGAGGAGGUGGAGGAGGUUUGUCCUGGGAGAGAGAGGAGGCGGCGGACUUCACCGGGAGAGACACCUCCGUCCUCUCCAGCCAAGUAGAUCAGGACUGGGAGGAUUUAUUGAUUGAGUUUGAAGACGAACCGAAACCUCAACACUCGGUCCACUGCAGCCCUGCGCCAGGUCCGUUUCGUCCCUGCCUCCAUCUGCUCGGCAGCUGGUUGAUCCGUGGCGGGGUGUGGCUCAUCGCAGUGCUCUCAUUGGUCAGCAACAGCCUUGUCGUGCUGUCAAUCUUCUUUUCCCCCGCCACCUCGGUCACGCUGCCCAAGCUGCUGAUUGGCCUGCUGGCGCUGGUGAACGGCCUGAUGGGGGUGUGGUGCGGCUGGUUGGCGGCGGUGGACGCUUGGACGUUUGGGAGCUUCUGGAGGUACGGGGCAAAGUGGGAGAGCAGCUUCCUGUGUCGACUCAGUGGCUUCCUGUGCGUGUUUGCGUCGCAGACCGGACUCUUCCUGCUCACCGUCGCAGCUCUGGAGCGAUGCCUGGCCGCCGCCAUCGCCACCACAGGACGCAACAAAACUGACAAACACAGUGGUCACGCUUCGUCUCCGCUCUUCGUCCGUCUGUCCAUUGUUCUGUGUUUCCUGUUGGGUUUGGCCGUCACACUGCCCCCCCUGGUGGCCGGACACAGUAGCACCUCCCUCUGUUUGCCACUGCCUUCCUCCACCUCCUCCUCCUCCCUGGCCUUCUCCGUCUCCCUGGUGCUCCUCGACUCGCUGUGUUUCCUCCUCAUGACGGUCGCUUACACUCGCCUCUACUGCCGGGUCAACAAAGCUCCACCUGCCUCAGAAGAGGAGGCGGCGCUGACUCGACACGUAGCCUGGCUGCUCUUCUCCGACUGCCUCCUCUACCUCCCUGUGGCCUUCCUCUCCUUCUCCUCCCUGCUGCGCCUCCCCGCCGCCGGGCCAGAGGCGGCAAAGGGGGUGCUGCUGCUCGUGGCGCCGCUGCCGGCCUGCAUCAACCCGCUGCUCUACCUCCUCUUCAACCCACUCGCCAGGGAGGAGCUGGCAGCGCUGGCCAAACGCACCUGCGGGGUUAUGGCGGUACCUAGACUACACAUGGGUGGAGGAGGAGGAGGAGGAGGAAGAGGAGGAGGAGGAAGGUCGAUGCCUGUAAUGAUGGAUUCAACGUACGACGAGGACGCAGAGAAACAAUCGUGUGACUCGACUCAGGCGCUGGUGGCAGUCGGAGGCUUAAAGGAGGAGGAGGAGGAGGAGAGAGGAAGGAUAAAGAGCGAGACACAACAUUCAGUAGCAAUCGUUGUUCCACGUCACUAGACUGACACACACACACACACACACACACACACACACACACACACACACACACAUAUAUAUAUACAUUGGGUUUGAAGCUCUCACCUGCAAAAGGACAAACAUCGUUUGCAGGGGAAAAGUUUCUUAAGGGUGUUGUUGCACAGAAUAUCUUAAAAGUUUUCCUUAGUUAAGGAAAAAUUUUAAGGCUUUUGCAGCAGUGAAAGAGAUUUUACAGCAUUAAAUUUCUACUGUAUCGUUAAGGGUGUCUCCUGGUUGCUGCAAACUUCCUGAGACGUGUCCAUUUUCAUUUAUCGCCAUAAACUCAGCCAUGUUGUAAUUUAGAUUUUCCUUACUUUGCUCACUAAGGCCUUUAGCUGAUUCUAAGUGAUUCCUUAAAUACAACACCAAGUUAAUAUUUUAACGAAACCUUAAGGAGAAGACUUAAGGGCGUUUUGUGCAACUGUUUUACUUAAGGAAACCUUAACUCAGACAUUAAGGAAGAUCUUAACUUUUGAUGUUUAAAUGUUCCUCAUUUAAAUCUCAGUUCAGCUUUCUUCUGUUUCUUCUGAAUACUUUCAUAUCGUGGCUGUAACGGACACCGAAGCCUGUAGGGAGCUCCUGUAGGACUUUGGCAGGUGAGACAAAGACCUAAUCUUAGGACACACACACACACACACACACACACACACACACACACACACACACACACACACACACACACACACAGUUACAGAUACACAAGUAAACUGAUGUGACUGUGUGGCAGCAAAUGUAGCAGAGGACGGUGAAAGAAAACAAAAGAAAUGAAAGCAUGUGAAGGUGCUCACCAUGAGCACACUGCCAGUUUGACUCCAACUCUCUCUCUCUCUCUUUCACUCUUAUUGUCUGUCUUUGUCUCUCUACCUUUUUUAUCUUAUUUGUUUUAACGUCCCAUAAAGACGAAAAAUCGAUCAAAAACUAAAAGAUGGAUCGAAAUCCAUGAAAAAACUGAAGAACUGGGUGGCAUCCCGCUAAUGUCUGAUUGAUCAAUCACAUGCCAGAGGACACACACACACACACACACACACACAC
Molecule: messenger RNA, 5120 nt
Organism: Seriola aureovittata
Lineage: Eukaryota; Metazoa; Chordata; Actinopteri; Carangiformes; Carangidae
Product: leucine-rich repeat-containing G-protein coupled receptor 5-like
Exons: 20
Coding region: 1158-4070 (970 amino acids)
Biological process (GO): G protein-coupled receptor signaling pathway
Cellular component (GO): membrane
Molecular function (GO): protein binding; G protein-coupled receptor activity
Source: RefSeq, a predicted model, not a curated record